Orbicella faveolata is the source of this 756-nucleotide messenger RNA. RefSeq lists its product as uncharacterized. The record is from RefSeq and is a predicted model, not a curated record. Lineage: Eukaryota; Metazoa; Cnidaria; Anthozoa; Scleractinia; Merulinidae.
AUGUUGGAUUAUUACACUCGAGGACAAACUCUACCAGAAAUUGACAACAAUCAGGAUUACCAACUGGUGUAUGCAUCAGAGAUAGGUGGAUACACAGAGCUGAUGUUUCAGAGACCACGUGAUACCGGUGAUGGCACUGAUAUACAGUUUGCGGUCGAAGAAGAGAAGUACAUAAUCUGGGCCUACGGUAGUGAUGACACCAGGAGCCCUAAUGACUUUGAUCGACAUGCUGCAAGGGGCGUUGGUGACAUGCAGCUUGUUAUAGUUGACAAACCUCCUAUCCCUACCAAGGCCGCCGCAGUAUCCUUGCUGCAUUCAUGCAUUAAUACAAUCUUAAUUGCAGCCGCAAUAGUAUUCUUAAAUGUUUUGGUGAUGUAAAAUGUUGGUAAAAAAAGAAUUAAUUAAAUUUCCACCGUUUUUUACAAGACACGGGAAGCGUUGUCGUAAUGUAAGAUAAAAGAAAGGUCGGCUGACUCCUUAGCAAAACCUUGAUUGCUCAAGGCACCCAUUAAGACCACAGCCUGACCAGCUAAAUUAGUCAUGUAGUAAAUUAUCCUAAACACAGUCUUUUGUAAUAAGACGUCGUUUAGAAACGAAUAGUAGAGGAGGAAGAUACCAAAGGUGUGGCCUUUUUUCUCUUUGUAAUUUUAUUUUAUUUUUUUACCAUUUUCCAUUUUCUGAUUAAUAUCAUAUUUUUGUUGUUGGUUAUGUAUUGACGACUCGUGAGCAUUUUGUUUAAAUAAAGAAGUUAUAACA